Messenger RNA from Strongylus vulgaris, 777 nucleotides. The record is from the annotation of a GenBank genome assembly. NCBI's taxonomy places the organism in Eukaryota, Metazoa, Nematoda, Chromadorea, Rhabditida, Strongylidae.
AUGAGAGUGCUAGUCGCUCUCUGCAUCUUUAUCUGGACUACAAACGCACAAAAUGAGGACGCCGGUACAUUGUUACAAUCCAUACUAGAUGUCGAUCGCUCUUUGGCAGAAGAAAUAAAGAAGGAUAUUUCUCUAGCUUCACAAAAGGAAAAACAGUUGCGAGAUGAAUUUGCGAAGAGCCUUAAUAAUUCAGUGCAGAGGAUCAAGGAUGUCCUUGGGCAACGCGUUGAUAAGUUAAGAGACAUAGAAGAGGGAUACAAGGCCGAGGAACUUGCACAAAAGCAGCAAGCUACUAUGGAGUGGGAAACUCUCAUGAAUGGAAUCAACAGCACAAAAGCAUUAUUGCAGGAGGAAAGGGAGAGAGAGAUGGACCAGCAGAAGCAGAUACUUCGGCGAGCGUGGGAUGAAGCAAAAGUGAAACUUGAUGAGAUCCAAUCAAGACUGAAUGAUUCUGCGGAUGUUAAAAAAGAGCGUAGAAAAGAGAUGCUGCUAAGUAUGAGGUCAACAAUGGACGAAAUCCGAGCAAUAAUGAAUCAGGAAGAGGCAGCACGUAAGCAGCAGCAGCAACAAAGACGUGCAGAGUUUGAAAACAGACUGAAUCAGAUAAAAAGUGAUAUAAUGGCUCGAAAAGAUGAUCUGGAUGCUCGUGAACAAGAAAUUAGAGACAAAUAUGCGGAGCUCACGCAGAAACAAGCUGAACUGAAGGAGUCUAUCCAGGCACGAUUUAGCUUUUUGAAGUAUUUAUAUGAAAAAGAUUCCUUUAGAACGCGUUGUUAG